Molecule: messenger RNA, 1464 nt
Organism: Alternaria infectoria
Lineage: Eukaryota; Fungi; Ascomycota; Dothideomycetes; Pleosporales; Pleosporaceae
Exons: 1
Coding region: 1-1464 (487 amino acids)
Source: RefSeq, a predicted model, not a curated record
AUGCGAUGCUUUCCGACGAAGAUCUGCGGAUACUUCCCUACUCAGGUCGAGGGCGUCCAGGGGCAUCUCCGGUAUAGGAGAGCAGUAAGAAGAGGGUAUGAAACGGCCGAGAGAUUUGAACAACUCGUCGGCUCCAUAGGCAACAAUAGAAUCAAGAUUACCGUUUCGCCCAAUGGUAUCGUCGGGGGUUAUCCUCAGGCCCAUCACGAAUGGGCCACAAACAAGAUCGCCUUCUUCGUCGAGACCAGAUUCGACUUCCCGAUUUCGAUAACACCGACGAGCAUUGUGUCAUCUACGCAAUGGCUGCAAUUCGCUGGACCAUCACCGAAGGCUGCGCUUCAAAGUCUUUCAACUUCUGGCUCGCGCAGUGUCACUAUUCUAUCGGGAAUCUGUUUGUUCUCGGGCAAGGCCAUGAACACGACUACUACAGACGUGCCGAUUAUCAACCUCGAAAGUGGGCAAUGCAACGGAGCUACACUCUACGAGCUGGAGUACAUUGCCCGUAGUGCUCCGGCCAUUGCAGAUCUUGCCAUUGCCUCCAGAUCCGCGGCGCAGCGGACUGACCAUAAUGACGGCGACAAAGUCGGCCAGCCGCCUCAGAUCUGCUUGGACAUUCCUAGUUUCCAUUACUACCAGACCAUCGACGAUCUAUUGCGGUCUGAUCGUUGUGAAUUCACUGAAGCUCUGCGUUGGCUCGGUGCUAUAGACGAGCACCAUCAGCAGAUCUCGCAUAUCUUCCGUGGUUACCUCCACGUCGAGCUGCUCCGCCGAGACCCGUCUCUCAGAUCAUGCGCCAUCAGCGUCACCCCGGGUGGCGAGCGAAUACUCUCGACCAUCCGCAAGUCGCUCAUGAGGCGUACGCUUCCAUCAAUCCAAUUAGCUAUCGACGAUCUCGGUGUGCACGAGCCAGCCUGGUCAAGGUUCAUGCAGUUUGUACCCGACGCGGAAAAGCCAAAGGAUUUUAGAUCACUGGGUCAGAUGUUUUAUGUGUACCAGGUGGUACGGCACGCCUUGAGUGAGGAGUCAACACAAACGGACUUGUUGAUCAGCGUUGAAGACAGCGCCGAAAGCGGAGUGUAUUCUCGAGCCCAAAAGCUUCUCAAGCAAAUACGGGAAUCUACGUGCUCAAAGUCGCCGGUACUACUGGAGACUUACCUCUGUCCGCGUGUCUUCGUCGACAACAAUGCAAACGGGGCUGAGCUGUAUGCCCACGACCCGUAUCCGGGGUCUGUCUACGAGGAAUGCAACGCAAGGAGUGAUACACCGAUUCUGAACUGUUCAAGAAGGCCCAUCAAGCCGCACUGUUCCAGCAGUCAAAGCGAUGUUGCCCUGGAGACUGAUCGGGCGCUGUUGAAGCUGGACACCUUGGAUGUAAUUGCGAAGUUGUAUGGCGAGAGAUCGGCCACGCCGCUGCGGGAACUAUGUGCAGAUGUAGGCCUCUUCGAUGUGCCAAUGCCGCCUUAG